Messenger RNA from Salmo salar (Atlantic salmon), 2010 nucleotides. RefSeq names its product G-protein coupled receptor 20-like. Gene Ontology annotation, biological process: phospholipase C-activating G protein-coupled receptor signaling pathway; positive regulation of Rho protein signal transduction. Gene Ontology annotation, cellular component: plasma membrane. Gene Ontology annotation, molecular function: G protein-coupled receptor activity. The record is from RefSeq and is a predicted model, not a curated record. Lineage: Eukaryota; Metazoa; Chordata; Actinopteri; Salmoniformes; Salmonidae.
GUGAUGCUGAGCGGAAGAGCAGACAGGGAGGCUAAGGCACAGAGAGAGAACUGUGGGGUUUCCUUUUAAAUGUUUAGAUAUGGGAAGAGUGCAGAGCCGUAUGCUGGGGAGCAGAGGACCAGUGGUAAACAGUGAAACAAGGCGUUGACACAGUAGAGGUAUAAACUAGGAAGCUGUAGGGGCAGUGAGGUUCUGGACUGAGGCCCUGGUCUCUCUACUAACCUCAAGGGGACCAAGACGUAACCUGAAACUGGCCAACAGAUUUAUUUAUCUCCUCACUCUUCUCUCGACGUUGAGGCCGCGGGGCCAACCACAGAACCAUGGAGCCUGCCUAUACUGGGAUGUCACUGGAUAACACUACCUCAACAGUGAUGCCCAUGGCGACCUCCGCCGGCAACACCAAUGUGAGCAGAGAGCCGUACAUGCACCGCCUGGCCCAUCUAGACGAGGGUCUCUACAAUGACUUCUACAGCCUGUGGAUCUGUCUGGUGGUGGUCAACACACUCAUCUUCAUGGUGGGAAUGGUUCUCAACACCCUGGCCCUGUACGUGUUCUGCUUCCGCACCAAGCCCAAGACCACCUCAGUCAUCUACACCAUCAAUCUGGCUGUCACAGACCUACUGGUUAACCUCUCCCUGCCCACACGUAUCAUUCUCUACUACAGUGGAGGAAAGUGCCUCAACUGCUCCUACGUGCAUAUAUUCAGCUACUUUGUCAACAUGUACUGCAGCAUCCUCUUCCUCACCAGUAUAUGCGUGGACAGAUACCUGGCCAUAGUACAGGUUGAGGCCUCUAGGAAGUGGAGGAACCCUAACGUGGCCAAGGGGGUGUGCAUUUUCAUCUGGCUCUUCGCUAUCGUGGUCACCUACUCCUUCCUCACCACGGCGUUCCGACACGCGGGCUGCUGCGUCUCCAAGCUCUUCGUCCUGACCGUCUUCGAGUUCUUCCUCCCCUUGGUCGUCAUCGUGGUGUUCACCGUGCGCAUCAUGUGUGCCCUGUCCAACUCCAGUCUGAUGCAGCAGAGCAGAGAGAGGCGCGUGAGGGCCGUGCAGCUCCUCACCACUGUCCUGGUCAUCUUCACCAUCUGCUUCACCCCGUUCCACGUCAGGCAGGUGCUGGUGUACUUCUAUCCCGACAUGCCCCACCACGUCAUUGUCUACCACGUCACCGUCACCCUCAGCAGCCUGAACAGCUGCAUGGACCCCAUCGUCUACUGCUUCGUCACCAACAACUUCCAGUCCAGCAUGAGGGGCUUCUUCCGCAAGGCAGAGGCAGAGCUGGAGCAGACCAGUGGGAACAUCAUCAGCAUGCAGAAUAGCUCCAAGGGCUCGGGGACUGUCACGGCUAUCGCUCACAGUGUGAUGAUGAACGUCCUGUCCUCCUCCUCUCCCCAGCAUGGGAACCACAUAACGUUAGACUGAGAAAGGGAUGGGAAGAUUGAGGAAUGGGAUGUUCAGUGUUCAGAGAGAGAUGGACUUCUAUUGCCUAACUGUGAGACUCUGGAGUGCAAUUGACAGGCUAUCCUCCCAUUUGAGAAAAUGCUUUCCUGCUUAUACUAUUGUAGCCUAUUGUUGGCUUGGAGAUUUAAGUACUUGAAGACAUUUUCGGACAAGAAACGUUAUUUCUCCUGUGUUGGCCUACACCAGUCACGAUGGAGGGCAUUGACACUGAAUACGACCUAUAACGUGUUUAUUGCAGCUGUCAUACCAGCUGCUCCUGCAUGAUUUAUUUCUACUGUACAAUUAUCAUCUGAGGAGUAUUUGUUUACUUUGAUCCUAGAUCGUAUGGACCUCUGACAAAAUAGACAAGUAAUAUUCGACUGCAUUGCUAUGGAAACAAAUAUAAAUAUAUGAUAAAUAGCUUCUGUAGAUUCAUGUGUGACAUUGUUAUCACAAUACAUAUUUAUCGUCCGCCUUCUCAGAAACUGGUUUUAUGCAAAGCUUAUAUUACUGGCAAAUAUUACCAAACUAAUUGUCCAAAAACAUAUAGAAUAAAACAUACAAAACCUUA